ACAGCAGCUAACAGGCAUUCCCCAACCCAUCGAUCCAUCACCUCCCACUUCCCAUCUUUCAAUCUUAGUCAAGAAGUCGAGCUAUCUUGAAACAAUGGCGGCUGCUGCUGUUAAGAAGCUGCAGGUUCUGGUGGCGUGUGCCUUGCUGCUGCUGCUCGCUGUGGGGUGCCGGGCCAGCCCUCUGCAGAUCGGGUUCUACCACGACAGGUGCCCCCAGGCGGAGGCCGUCGUCAAGGGCGUCAUGAUGGAGGCCAUCUCCCAGAACCCCGGCAAUGGCGCCGCCAUGAUCCGAAUGCUCUUCCACGACUGUUUCGUCGAGGGCUGUGACGCUUCGGUUCUCCUGGAUCCUACCCCGUUCAGCCCGACGCCGGAGAAGCUCAGCCCGCCAAACAACCCGUCGCUGCGCGGCUUUGAGCUGAUCGACGCCAUUAAAGAAGCCCUUGAGGUGGCCUGUCCGGGCACCGUGUCCUGCGCGGACAUCAUCGCCUUCGCGGCCCGCGAUGCGUCCUGCAUCCUCAACGCCGGCAAGGUACACUUCGAGGUGCCAUCGGGCCGCCGUGACGGCACCUUCUCCAACGCCUCCGAGCCCCUCAAGUUUCUCGCCCCGCCCACGUCCAACCUCAGCGACCUCGUCGAUAGCUUCGUCGUCAAGGGCCUGGACGCGGAGGACCUGGUCAUCCUGUCCGGAGCGCACACCAUCGGUCGCUCCCACUGCUCCUCCUUUGUGCCUGACCGCCUCAACGCCCCCUCCGACAUCAACGGCGGCCUCGCCGCGUUCCUGCGUGACCAAUGCCCCGCUGAUGCGGCCCCGGGCGGCAAUGACCCCACAGUGAUGCAGGACGUGGUGACCCCGAAUGACCUGGACAGGCAGUACUACAAGAACGUGCUGUCGCACACGGUGCUCUUCACCUCCGACGCGGCGCUCCUGACCUCCGAGGAGACGGCGAGGAUGGUGGUGGACAACGCCAACAUCCCCGGAUGGUGGGAGGACAGGUUCGAGAAGGCCAUGGUGAAGAUGGCCGGCAUCGAGGUCAAGACCGGUGACCAGGGACAGAUCAGGAAGAACUGCCGCGCAAUCAACUAGUACCAAUUAAGUGCGUGCAUGUACGUCUACGUGCAUGCAUGUCAAAGGAUCGUCCAGUGUUUUGCUUCAUCCUGCAUGCGAACUUUCUUUUUUUAGCACCUACAUUUCUUGUCUUUUCAUUUGUCAUUUCUUAGUUCUAUUUGCGCCAACGGAAUUAUUUGUGUAUAUGGAAUGUACAUGUGUAAAUGGGCUGCGGAAAACAAUGUUCUUUGUAUUUGGGAUAAUAAAAUUAAUAAGUUAU
This is a messenger RNA of Hordeum vulgare subsp. vulgare (domesticated barley), 1325 nucleotides long. RefSeq names its product peroxidase 2-like. Gene Ontology annotation, biological process: response to oxidative stress; hydrogen peroxide catabolic process. The transcript is spliced from 2 exons. The record is from RefSeq and is a predicted model, not a curated record. Gene Ontology annotation, molecular function: peroxidase activity; heme binding. Lineage: Eukaryota; Viridiplantae; Streptophyta; Magnoliopsida; Poales; Poaceae. Gene Ontology annotation, cellular component: plasmodesma; plant-type cell wall. Bases 95 to 1084 code for a protein of 329 amino acids.